Molecule: messenger RNA, 1494 nt
Organism: Sclerotinia borealis F-4128
Lineage: Eukaryota; Fungi; Ascomycota; Leotiomycetes; Helotiales; Sclerotiniaceae
Source: the annotation of a GenBank genome assembly
AUGACUUCAGAAACAUCUAAACCAUCUCAUCUCGAUCCGUCAGCUCUCGGUACAAAGGAAUACUGGGAUAACCUCUACAAUCGCGAAAUCUCAAAUCAUGCUCUAGACGCCACAGAUGUCGGCACGAUAUGGUUUGAUGACUCGUCUGCGGAAGACAAGGUUGUGGAUUUUUUGAAUGAGGAGAUUAUUGGGAAGGAUCUACUGGGGCUGGGGGAGGGAAGGAGGAGGGGCGAUCUCAGCUUAUUGGAUUUGGGGACGGGGAAUGGUCAUUUUUUGGUUAGGUUGAGGGAGGAUGAGGAAGGGGAUAGUGAGGAGGAAGAGGGGGGGGAAGAGGAAGAGGGGAAAGGAAUUGAGAAUGUGGGAAAUAAAUGGAUUGGUAGGAUGAUGGGUGUGGAUUAUUCGGAGAGAUCCAUUGAGUUUGCGAGGCGGAUUGCGGAAGAUAAACGAGAGGAAAAGGAGAACGAAGAUCAAGCAGAUGCAAACGGAAAAGAGGAACCGGAAAUCGAAUUCAUCACUUGGGACAUAAUGAAAGAAGACCCGUCUCCGAAAGUGCUAAAUGGAAAACAGACCAAGGGAUGGGAUAUAGUACUUGAUAAAGGGACAUUUGAUGCAAUUAGUUUGUCGGAGGAGACAGAUACGAAUGGGAAGAGAAUUUUCGAGGGGUAUAAGGAGAAAGUGUUAGCCUUGGUGCGGGUGGGUGGGGUGGCGGUCGUGACGAGUUGUAAUUGGACGGAGGGGGAGUUGAUAGAGUGGUUUGUGGGGAAGGGCCGAGAGGAGGAGGGUGAGAGGUUCGAUGUUUUGAGGAAAAUUGAGUAUAGGAGUUUUAGUUUUGGAGGGGUGAAGGGUCAAACGACAUCGAUCAAUGAACUCUUCGUCAACCUCGAUCGCAAGCCCACCACAGUAUUCCAAACCAUUUCAAAUUACCAAAUCGCACGCAAAAAAUGGCGCCAGUCAAUAACGCUGAUCAAAGCGUCGUGGCGAGUGAGUUCUCUACAAUACAAUUCCUCCUCCCCAAUACAAGCUACUAACCCCCUCCCCGCAGCCCAAAUCAAAAAUGUCAUCCAAGACCUCUACGAAAUCAUGGUACAAGUCAACAACUACGAUAACGCCGGACGACCCACGCGGGAAACUCUCGAGAAAUCCCUGCUCAACCUCUCCGAAUCCCUCCAACUAGUUUCGCGCAUCACUGUUCCUGCGGGGGCCCCCACCGGAACCCCCAAGAUCGAUAGCGUUGCUGGAAAGGGAACGGAUCUCCCGUGGGUGCCGGCGGAUCUCAUUCAAUAUGUGGAUAAUGGACGGAAUCCAGAUAUUUAUACGCGGGAGUUUGUGGAGGCGGCGAGGAAAAAUAAUCAGUUGAUGAGGGGGAAGAUGCAGGCGUUUGCGGGGUUUAGGGAUGUGUUGGCGGGGGAGAUGGGGAAGGUUUUUCCGGAGUUGGAGGAGGAUGUUAGGAUGGUGGUGGAGGCUACUAGUUAUGAUGGGGAGGUGGGAAAGUGA